CUUUGGUGCAGCCCCAAUGAAACGACGACGACAAUUCCAGCUCAACAAUAUCGCCAUUAGAUCUUCUUCGAGCGAUAUCGAAUGCGACAAUACGAUUGUUGACUGGUGAAUUCGGGGCCCUGAUCUGCUAUACCACCGGAAAGCCAUCCUGACCCUAACCUCAAGGUCCUCAAUCUCUCACUAUAACCUCAUUUCCAUCCGCGCGUUCCGAAUCUCACCUAUAUCGAAACCCAAUACACAGACAUGGCCACAUAGCCCCCGUCAAAAUUCAACCCCAACUCCAACUCAGUCAAUCGAAACUCCAGAUCUUUUCAUUAAAGAUGCCUGCGGAUUACAACUCAACCGCCCAGGCUCUCGCCCUGUCUCCAGACCGCGGCUCAUCUCCCUCGCCAAGCCGUCCUCCCUGGUCUGCCACCUCCUCGAGCCGCCGUUUAUCGAACCCGCUCAUGAAUCGUCGUCGCGCGAGUAGUAGCUAUGCUGGCGGUGGUAAGACGAGCUUCGUGCGCCGCAUCUGGGGCUCGGUCAAUCUGCUUGGUGAGCAGGUUCUGAAGGUGUAUCUGCGCCUGUCACCUCUUCAGCGGGUUCUUGCCCUUGUAUGCGUUGUCGCAGCGGGUGUGCUUGGCAUUUUGGCUAUCAUCUACUCGCAUGUCUUCUUCAAAUGGCUUGAGCCAAAGGCCGAGCAGUGGCGCGCUCUUCCAGGAGGUUGGACUCUGGCCUUUCUGCUGGUCUUCAUCACUUCGUUCCCUCCUAUUGUUGGAUACUCGACCGCGAGCACAAUCGCGGGUUUCGUGUAUGGGUUUCCCUUAGGCUGGCCCAUUGUUGCAUCCGGAUGUACGGCUGGCGCCCUUUGUGCGUUCCUCGCGAGCAGGACUGUUUUAAGCGGCUAUGUUGAUCGCAUGGUUGGUCGGGAUCAUCGCUUUGUCGCUCUGGGUCAAGUGUUGCGCCAGGAGGGAAUUUGGUAUCUUACGGCUAUCCGAUUCUGUCCACUUCCAUUCAGCCUGAGCAAUGGUUUCCUCGCCACUAUUCCUAGCAUUACACCUCUGGCGUUUACCAUUUCCACGGCAUUGUCAAGCCCCAAACUGCUCGUCCACGUUUUCAUCGGCAGUCGUCUUGCUCUGCUAGCUGAGAAGGGCGAUAAGAUGUCUGCCGGUAGCAAAGCCAUCAAUUAUUUAAGCAUGAUUUUGGGUGCUGCCGUCGGUCUUAUUGUUGGCCUUAUCAUUUACCGUCGUACUAUGGCUCGCGCCGAAGAGCUCGCGCGUCAAGAAGGCCUUGAACCUACAGGUCUAUCAGCUGAGGAGGGCGAGGCUGGCUAUGUAGACUCUGAAAACUCGAUGCUCAUGGAUCCUGAAGAUGCAGCCGUGCUAAUGUCGGACGAUGAUAUUUCACUGUGGGGAAGAGAUGGUACAGAGGGCAGAUAUCACGAUGAUGAUGAAGAGGAUGAGGGAGACACCAAUAAGAGGGGGAACCAAAGGGUAUGAAGUCACAUUCUAACGGGAAGCUCGACUCAAGUUGGGAAUAGUAAUGACAAGAUCAUUCGAUACUAAGGUGCGGAUAUUGGGACACGGCUCGGUUAUAUUGAUUAUACAUUUUUGAAUGGACUAGAAGGCGUUUUGGACAUCUUAGUAAUGGAGGAUUCCUGGCCGCCAGUAUUCGGGAGUCAUUGGGAUAAUAGAGGGCGAUCAUGCGUUUGAGUCAACUGCUUUUUCAAAACCAUCAGAGCCAAUGUUGGAUAUCGCUACGCUACAAUCAAAGCAUGCAAUCAAUUGGAACUUGCGGCUGCUGCGUCCGCUCGAUCAGUAUGGGUUGAAAUAAAAUUUACAAAGACUUCCGUAAUAGCAUCGCUUGCAUCCCAUAAAAUCAAAUUCGCCAACGCCGUCGCUUAUGCAUUCUCGUCCCAAUGCGAAAACUGAAAAGUGAAAACACCACCAUUAUGAGAAUUACUGGUUCCCUGUAUAUUGGUUCAUAAAUUGUAUAGCCUGGUCCAUUGGAUACCCAAUGAAAACAGGCCCAGUGAAGAUCAUUUGAGGUCCGUUGUUUGUCCCUUUGGUCAUAUCAGGGUUGAUGAAGGCAGGUUGAGGAGGUGCCGUAUGUUGAUGUUGGUAUUGGUAUUGAUGUUGAUGUUGAUGUGGAGGGGGUGGAGGGGGCCCGCCCUCCUUGUGAGGUGAAGAUGAAACCGUGCGUUCUGGUACCUGAGGGGGGGUGUCAUGUUUGAAUGGUGAGGGCAUACCCAUGGCAGCCAAUUUUGUAUGAUCAAAUGGACAUUUGCCUGGCGUCUUCUUUAUUGAUUCUUGGGCACUGGCUGCAGCUUGAGCUGAAAUCGGCAUGCAGACAGGCGCUGGUGGUGGUGAGAGAGGUUGGUCGUCGCCUUGGCCCGAGAGGUCGUAGACUGGAAUAGAUAUUCCCCAAGGCCGACUAGGCGAUUCUCCAACACGUACUUCCUUGAGGGGCCGAUCGAAAUGACUCUGCCGGUCUCCAUCCUCCCGAGUCGGCACCUGUGUGUUAUCCGGGUCCGAGUUUACACUAACAGCCUGUGCCCAGUUCUCAACUCUUUCAUUAGAUGGCUGGGCCACAUCAUUUGGUCGAUUCGGAUCCUGUUCAGCCUCGGGUAGCAUGGGUUGGUGAAGCUGACCCAGCCCUUCAAUCAUGCUCACUAUAUCGCCAUACUUGGAAUCUAUCUUCUUGAUUUGAUCUUCGUCACGUUGGUACCGGCGGAGGCAAACUUCAUGGCUUCGGGGGAGUUCAUGUUUGUGUGUCUCAACAUAGUGGGCGAUCUCCUCAGCAGAGUGUUUGUCCAUGUAACGAAUGGGACACUUGACGGCUGAUGAGCCGUUUGUGUUUGUGCGGGCUUGCUGAGAAGUAGAUUCUUCGUACAUGGCUGCGCAGAUAGGGUCCGUCGAAUGAUGCGGAGUUGUGUCCUGUGCAUCUUCGUCGCGGACCCCAGAGCCGCUAGCCGUGGCAGGCUUGGAGAACGGGCAUUGAAGAUGGCCCUUCUUUCCUUGGACCGUGAAGUCUUGUUCUAGCGCUGUCGACAUGGAAGUGGCUACGUGGGAAGGUUGCGACUCGGUCUCUCUGCUGGAGCCAGUGCCAGUGGUUUUACUCGCUUCGCCCAGCGAGGCAAGCUGAUUAGCUACUCGGCGUCCGUCACGGAUGACGAGGGCAAGCUGGUGUUGGGAACCGGAGCUGUACGCGCGUGGAAGAGGGACAGGCAAUGAAUUAUCAACAGGUGUAUACGGAGGUAUCUGGAGCUUAGCCAGGGUAUCAGCUAUUUCUGGCGCGGCUGGAGCAUAUUUGUCAGCCAGAUACUGGAACUGUUUUUGGUUUCGAGUCAGCGACGAGUCCAUUGCAGACGAUGGAGGAAAAGAUGUUGAUAGGUCAGAUAUCAGAAAAAUAGGUUAUCAAUCUCGGCAACAGGGUCAUUCAUCCUGAUGCUCUUGAUCUAGAGCUAAUGAUAUUCAUCAUGCUGACUUGGU
Fusarium odoratissimum NRRL 54006 is the source of this 3470-nucleotide messenger RNA. RefSeq lists its product as uncharacterized. Gene Ontology annotation, cellular component: Golgi membrane. The coding region runs from base 321 to 1478 and encodes 385 amino acids. Gene Ontology annotation, biological process: vesicle-mediated transport; mitotic spindle elongation. NCBI's taxonomy places the organism in Eukaryota, Fungi, Ascomycota, Sordariomycetes, Hypocreales, Nectriaceae. The transcript is spliced from 2 exons. The record is from RefSeq and is a predicted model, not a curated record.